AUGGCAUCUCGAUAUCCCACUCCCCUCAAACGGGGCACGGGAAUACAUCAACCACUACGUCUACUUUCAUCAUUACAGCGACGAUUCAUCAGCGAUGUCGCGGCAAGACCAAGCCCACCACCAUCAACGAAACAGCCAGCACCACUCUCCAGACUCCCGCUCAAGACCCUCCUCCGCUCCCUAGUCUUAACAUCUCUGAUGACCAGAAGCUGGCUCCUCCGACCCUCCCUUGCAUUCUUGGCCUUUGUGACCAACUCCAAAUCUGCACUGUGGAACCCAGACCGCAACGUGCUCCUGAACAAGAUCCUGCGGCUAAUGAUUUACAACCAUUUCGGGGCGGGGACGACUCGUCAGGAGGUUCUAAAGUCUGUCGCUGAGGUUAAGCAGCAGAUGGGGUAUCAUGGUGUUAUUUUGGGUUAUUCCAAGGAGAUUGUCCUUGAUCCGGUGGAGGGGAAUAACCCUGCUGGUGGAGAGGGAUAUAGUCCUGCGUGUUAUGAGAUAGUUGAGCAGUGGAAGGAGGGGACAUUGAAGACGUUGCGGAUGAUUGGACCCGGGGAUUUUCUCGCUGUCAAACUUACAGGCGCAGGCCCUAUCUCCGUUGACGCCAUGCAAGCCCAUCAACCCAUCCCCAAAGCCGUCGACAAAGCACUGGAUGAAAUCUGCAUCGAAACCGCCAAACAAGGAUCUCGCCUCUGGUUGGAUGCAGAACAGCAAGUUCUCCAGAACGGACUGGACGACUGGGCCAUCGAGCUGAUGCGACGAUACAAUCACGACGGUCAGAUUCUCGUCUACAAUACCAUCCAGGGAUACUUGAAGGCCUCCAAAGCCAACGUCGACCGUCAUAUUACCCUAGCUGCGGAGGAGGGUUUUGCGGCAGCGAUCAAGCUGGUCCGGGGUGCUUAUAUCGAGCACGAGGUCCGGUCUCUGAUCCACGAUACCAAAGAGGAGACGGAUGCCUCGUACGAUUUAAUCGCUGAUACACUCAUCAGCCAGCGAAAGCCGGAUACCAUCAACAACAGCAACCUCCCCUUUCCCUCCGCGGCACUCUUCCUCGCAACACACAACGCAGCCAGCGUGGAAAGGGCCUUCUCGACCCAUCGCCAACGCCUCGCUGCGGGCCUGCCCACCGUGCCACUCGAGUGUGGUCAGAUCCAGGGAAUGGCGGAUGAGUUGAGCUGCGAUUUGCUGCAGCAAUCUGAGAGAGACUAUGAACGGGUUAUGGAUCGGUCGUCUGUGCCGAGGAUUUUCAAAUGUCUGACUUGGGGAUCUGUUGGUGAGUGUAUGGGGUAUUUGCAUCGUAGGGCGAUUGAGAAUCGGGGGGCAGUGGAGAGAUGCCAGCAUAUGACGGAUGCAUUGAAGAAGGAGUUGAAGAGGAGGGUAUUUGGAUAG
This is a messenger RNA of Aspergillus wentii DTO 134E9, 1389 nucleotides long. Its product is annotated as proline dehydrogenase family protein. Gene Ontology annotation, cellular component: mitochondrion. Bases 1 to 1389 code for a protein of 462 amino acids. Gene Ontology annotation, molecular function: FAD binding; proline dehydrogenase activity. Lineage: Eukaryota; Fungi; Ascomycota; Eurotiomycetes; Eurotiales; Aspergillaceae. The record is from RefSeq and is a predicted model, not a curated record. The transcript has 2 exons.